Molecule: messenger RNA, 2233 nt
Organism: Oncorhynchus keta (chum salmon)
Lineage: Eukaryota; Metazoa; Chordata; Actinopteri; Salmoniformes; Salmonidae
Product: lysosomal-associated transmembrane protein 4B-like
Exons: 8
Coding region: 252-995 (247 amino acids)
Cellular component (GO): lysosomal membrane
Source: RefSeq, a predicted model, not a curated record
AUGAUGGGAACAUUAUUCUCGAAACAACUAGUUACAUCACCGGCUCUUGAUCCUAUCCAGCUCAGGUCACAUGCUCCAAUGUUUGCUACUUGCCUGAGUUGAUCACUAGAGCCGGCGCGAGGGUGUUAUCGCUAAUAGCAGACGACACCGCGCUUGCCGGAGAAGAAAUUCACUUCGAUCUAUUUGGAUUGUUUAUCAUUAACAGUUAUAUAUAGAUAUCUGUGAAGUGCCUCAUCCUUGGAUUGUAAAAUAUGAUUUCCCCGUGGGACCGAUGGCAUUCCACCAGAUGCUGCCUGUGCUGUCAUGUCCGCACCGGCACCGUUAUCCUGGGGGUUUGGUAUAUGCUGAUCAAUGCGGUGGUGUUACUCAUCCUCGUCACGGCCCUGGGUGAUCCUGACCAGUACCAUCUGACCAGCGCUGAGCUGGCUAACGACUUAGAUGACAUGGAUGACGCCAACAUGUGUAUUGCUUCAGCGAUCUCGUUGCUGAUGAUACUAAUUUCUGGGAUGGCGACCUACGGUGCGUAUAAGCAACAUGCUGCUUGGAUCAUCCCAUUCUUCUGCUACCAAGUCUUUGACUGUGCACUGAACACCCUGGUGGCUGUUAGUAUUGUGGUCUACCCCAACACCAUACAAGAUUACCUCCAACAACUGCCUGAGAACUUCCCCUACAAAGAGGACAUCAUGGCCAUGAGCAACGUGUGCUUGGUCUUCAUCGUGCUCCUCUUCAUCGGAUGCAUUCUCACCUUCAAGGCGUACCUGAUAGCGUGUGUGUGGAACUGCUACCGGUAUGUGCGUGCAAGAAGCACCACAGAAGUCCUGAUAUACGUCACUACUAAUGACACCACGGUGGCGUUACUCCUACACGACGCUAAGCCCUCGAACAGAGCAGAUGGAGUCGCGCUAUCUGACGUACUGUUACCCCCAUAUGAUGACACCAUGUCUAUUCCAUCCAAGAACGCUCCUCCCCCCUAUGGGGCACCCUACAUAGCAUGAAGAACCUGGGCCGCUGUUCUGCUGACCAACUGGACCCCUUGUUACUACAGCAACCUGACAUUCCAACCAGACCUGGGUCAACAAAUAAUAUUUGUUUUCUUUCCCAUACACUAUGCAUUUUAUAGUUGGCAUUUGAUAACUGUCACACUGGGUGUGUGGUGUUAGCAGUAUUUUAAUAAAGUUUACAAAUAUAUAUACUUUGACCCAGGUCCCAAUACCACUGAUUCUUUCCAAAACAUUUAACCUACACACAUUUACUUACUUACCUGUUACUGUGAUGCUGUUUAACAUUAUACUGUUGAUUUGGAGUUAUUUAUUUUCACUGAUCUACAGUUGAAACAUCGAGCAGGAAAGAGUUAAAAUAGGAGCACGCUAGUAGUGUGUGUAAUAGCAGAUAUAUAUUUUCUUGCUUGUACUAAACUGUACUUCUACAUGCUCUCUACUGUCAGUCCUAGUCCAAAGGCCACCCACCAGAAAUGUGUUUCCAUGGUCUAUGAAGCAAGUACUUGUGAGAGACCUACACAAAUCAAAUCAGGCACUGACCCCCCCCCCAAAAAAUAUAUAUAUAUUGCCCAUGAUUUAGGCUGGUCCCAGAUCUGUAUGUGCGUUGUCAUGUAUGGCAUGACGAUUACAGUCAGAGAAGUUGGCUAAAGCACACACAGAUCUGAAAACAGGCCAGUGGGGAUUGUAUCCUCGACUCAAAAUAUUUAUUUGUUCUGCCCAUUAUCACUGUUCGUUGUUGGAUUUCCUUUACAAACAACUUCCUUUCUGAUAGGGUGCACUGAGAGAAUGUAUGAAGUGUUGCUAUGCGCGGAAGGAUUCCAAAGAUUUAAAGCACCUACCUGUAAUCUAACUGAUGAUCGAAGAGCAGAAGUCAUAUCACCAAGUUACUCGUACGUUAUUGUUUAGUGUGUGUAGAAAACUGUCAUUAGCCUGAAUUAUUACAACAGGACAGUGUUGAGUUGACCUUUAUUUUAAAGGUGGAGUUUUAGGACUUGUACAUUUGAUCUUAUAUCUGUGUUGAUUCCAAUAAAGUAAAAAGUGGUGGUCCUGUUUUUUUAAUUAAGUCAAUGUAAGUGGACUGGUCUGCUCUGCCGGAUGCAGUUAUUGGCAAGCUGUUCCCCAGACGGGGGGGGGGGGUCCUCUGAGGACUCCGUCACAUUUAACCAUCUGCUGCUGCAGCAUAAAAAGACACUGAAGUUAUAUUUAUUUGUCCAUUAAAAACACAUUUAUUUUGA